UCGCGUCGCGCUGCCAGUUGCAACCGACCCGCCGCCCUGCUACCACGCGGUGCGAGCACGCACCAGCGAACCCGUGCAUACAGUGACAGUGCCACAGUGCAGACUCAGUGACCAUUCGGCUGGACUCAACUUUAUUUUACACCUUCAGCGAACGAACGACCGAUUCAGAAAUUUGCACAAUAUUCUCGAAGUGCAAGUGGGAUGUCGUUGCUGACUACUUCUUUUGAAAGGUGCUGAGUUAAAUUCAAGAUGCGGCUUCGCCUGUACUCCUUCACCUUUGCGGUGUGCCUGCUGCUGGCGCCGGCGCUCGCUGGCGUGUGUCCCGACGGCUGUGUGUGCAGCACCACGCGUGACGGCCUCCACCGCGCCACCUGCAGCAACCUCGCUGAACUUUACAAGUUCACCCUCCGUCAGAAACAUCACAACAUCAACAUCCUAGACCUCUCUCACAACAAUAUUACCAAACUCACCCACGAACUCGACCGACUCACUGAAGUCGUUACACUAGAUCUGUCCACUAACGGCAUCACGAACCUCAACAAGUUCUUGCACAAUGCGAAAAAAUUAGUACACCUCAACUUGGCGAACAACAGGAUACAAACGCUCUCUCUGACGCAUUUGCCGACAAGUGUUAGUUCACUAGAUUUAACUAACAAUCUGUUGAAAGAUGUGCCAUCAGACCUUGGACAUUUAGAUGGUCUAGAGCAUUUAGAAUUGGAGGGAAACCCUCUUAACUGUUCCUGUGAAAAUAUUAUGGCACGAGAUCGCUUGCUGCAGGCAAACGUAUUAAUCGAUAGAGUCAAAUGUUCCUCUCCAGUGAAAUUAAAGGGUCGCUCUUGGUUAGAGCUAAAGACAAAAGACAUUUGUAAAAUUCCAAAAUAUGAACCAAAUUAUCUUGAUAUGAUGAUGGGUGAUCAAGCAAUGGAUGCGGUCCAAAUCGGCGAACAGUCAACAGCUUUGAGAUCUAUGCCACUGGUGGCGCCAAGUGAUUUGGAUGAUGGCGAAGUUAUUCAUACUUCUAACGCAGCUGAGGAUGAUGAUAGCAAAAUGUUUUUGAGAGUUGAUCGUUCUACGUCAUCAUCACCCUUAGAUGAUAUUGAAGGAUCGGGUGAAUUCGAUACAGCCACAGUUCCUAAUAUCAUAGAGCCUACUGUCAGUGUUAAACAUGCUGCAGACAUUUUAAGAUCCGAUGACGUAUUGCCUGUGGAAAAUGAACAUAAUACUGAAGACCCAUUAGAAGGAUCUGGCCAAGGAUCGGGUUCAGGAGAAUUUCCUCUGAUUUUUGGUGACUUUAUAGAUAACGAACCAAUAACAGAAACAACGGAAGCAGCUACAACAACGCCGUUGAAGGACUUAGAGGCCGGUCCAGUGACCAGACUUUUCGACGACGUAAAUGAUAGUUCUUCGGAAUUUCCAAUGCCUGAAAUGCCUUCAGUCUACAAAGGCGAUCGUAAUUUUUACAUGAAUACCGACCCACCAGUUGUGAAAGAGGACCAUGUGACACCACAAGUAUCUCGAGAUACGACAGUUUCAGAACAUAUACGAGUAACGCAGGCUUCGGAAAAUCUCGGUGCAGCUCCCACUACAACAGAUAAGGUACAACCACAUAAAACCGGAACAUAUGUAUGCAUUGCUAUAAUCGUAGUUCUUCUAGUAGGUUUAAUUGGAUUUGCAAUAGUCAAAGGGCAGAUGAGAAAACGAAGAGACAGGAGGCUACUUAGACAACAGAAGCGAGAUGUUGAAAAAGCAUCGAAAGAAAUGGUAGAUAUGAACAAAUCUUUAUUAGGUAAGCCUGCUGGCUUGGAAGCCCCAAUUGAAAAGAAAGUCAAUGGAAAAUAUGAGUUAGUACCAACCCAUGAAGCACACCAAAAGAAAGGUGAAAACGGAGAUUUAUCAAACGGUGUUAAAUAUGGAGAUAACAAUGAUGUAAGAACUGAUAGCCCGAGAGAUACAAAUCAGAAUAAAAGCAGUUCAAAGGACAACAAUUUAGCAGAUGAACCACAUCCUCAGCAAGAAACGUCUUUUGAGUCGGCACCAGCGUCGCCUGAUUCUCGGAAAGAUACCAACUCGUUGUCUAGUGAGGAUAUAUUUGUGCCUUCAAAUGACGAUGAGACUCCUCGUCUAAACGGCACCCUCGAUUUAGAUGUAUCGCAGCCUUUGAUGAAUGGGGACCAAAUCACAGAUUCCGAUUUCUUAUCGCCUACGCGCGAGUACGUCCCGGUGUAUUCGCCUGAUAUGGGCCGCGUUCGCAUCAAGUUGUCGGAGACUCCCAAGCCGAAGACGCCAGUCCUAGUCACCAGAAGUAGGUCCAACGCUGGGGACAUCAUCAUCACCCCGGCGGACAACACGCGCAAGUCGACCACCUGAGACGCGGUCGUCCCCUGACGGACUAUACUUAGUGUUAAACGGUGUCAAUCAAUACUACUUCACUAUUGGCGAAAUUCUGUGAUUAUUUUGUAAGCAUAUUCCAGGGAACUAUAGUGCGAUGGACUGAUUUUGGUAUGAGUGUAACGUCAAAAAACUUUGCUGCCAAAGUGUGUUUGUAGUCGACAGUGCCUUUAUUUUUAACAUUAUUAGUGGUAUAAAUAUUUAUGAGAGUAUAUUGCGCAAUAAGUAAACAUAUUUUUAUACGUGUAAAGAUGUUGCCAUGUUCAUGAUAGUAUAAUGGUUUCGUUUUAGUAAAUCCACUUCGUAAACGUUAAUACGACCAACGCAUGUUGUACAAUAGUUGAUUGUAUUCUGAUAGUUUAUUCUAGUUAUCUCUGUUUUCGGUACUUUGAAUGGUAAAAUUUCAAUGGUUGUGUACUUAUCCGCAAACAAAUAGAAAGUUGAAGAACAACGAAAUCUGGCUAUGUUUGUUUCUCACAUUUUCCCAUAGAUUUUCUCUAUGGUCUGGCUAAGCAUAAGUUCCUUUAUAAGUUAUAAUAUUGUGUAGUUAUAAGAAUGUGAUACCAUUUAUUAUAAGAUACACAUGAUAAUUCACAUUGUGUAAAUAUAUGAUUGAUUGUAAUAUUGUUUGAAUUUUGGUUCUAGUGUACAUUUGUCUAGCUCUAUUAUUCGUGAAAUUAUUUUAUUAUGUAAUUAUGAACUAUUGCUUUUCUAUAGUUAUCUGUAUUAAUUUCGCUUCGCACGUCUUUGACUUUUGUACGUUUAAGUAAUUUAUAAAUGCUGUAAUAAAUGUUAUUUUAAACCAUUCUGAAUUUUACAAGCGAAACCGAAAGAACAAAAUAGAGAACAAUACUGGUUCAGUAAGAAGAUUUAUAAAUGAUGUAUUUUUAUUUCGAACUAUACGAUAUAAAUGGUUGAAUCAA
Molecule: messenger RNA, 3311 nt
Organism: Ostrinia nubilalis (European corn borer)
Lineage: Eukaryota; Metazoa; Arthropoda; Insecta; Lepidoptera; Crambidae
Gene: wdp
Product: protein windpipe
Exons: 3
Coding region: 250-2367 (705 amino acids)
Cellular component (GO): cytoplasm
Molecular function (GO): protein binding
Source: RefSeq, a predicted model, not a curated record